This is a messenger RNA of Laetiporus sulphureus 93-53, 2659 nucleotides long. RefSeq names its product sec24-like protein. Lineage: Eukaryota; Fungi; Basidiomycota; Agaricomycetes; Polyporales; Laetiporaceae. Gene Ontology annotation, molecular function: zinc ion binding; SNARE binding. Bases 14 to 2554 code for a protein of 846 amino acids. Gene Ontology annotation, biological process: COPII-coated vesicle cargo loading; intracellular protein transport; endoplasmic reticulum to Golgi vesicle-mediated transport. The transcript has 15 exons. The record is from RefSeq and is a predicted model, not a curated record. Gene Ontology annotation, cellular component: COPII vesicle coat; endoplasmic reticulum exit site.
CUUGCAUGCUCACAUGAAUCCUCCCAAUUCUCCCAUUCCUCAGCCUCCGCACAGUGCCGGAUUAGCAUUUAAGGGUCUGCGAGCUGCCAUCGACCCUCAGUCUAUACCGUCACCCAUCGACGCAAUAGAGGAAGACAGAGAGAAAUGGGAGGAUCAGCCCUACGGUACUCUUCCUGGUGGCCAGGCGCCGCUGUCCACCACAGAUUACGUUGCUAUUGAUCAAGGCAACUCAUCUCCGAAGUAUAUACGCGUCUCGACUUGGAAUAUCCCAAGCACUUCUCGUCUGGCCUCGGACUGCGAGAUACCUAUUGUUGCCGUCAUCCAACCGUUCGCAGACCAAGACCCCCGAGAAGAGCCUGUGCCGUUGGUAGAGACGGGCGACCUCGGGCCUGCUCGCUGUGCGAACUGUCGUGGGUACAUUAACCCUUGGUGUAAGUGGGUUUCCAAUGGCGAACGCUGGAAGUGCAAUCUAUGCGCGCACGAGACAGAAGUUGCUCCGGAGUACUAUUGCAAUCUGGAUGCCAAUCUCGCUCGACUUGAUCAUCUGCAGAGGCCUGAACUGAACAAGGGCACUGUUGACUUUGUUGUUCCUGACGAAUACUGGGCGCCACACCCUCCUCCCAAAAUCGCGCCGUUGUAUCUGCCCCUUGUGCCUUUGUCGAAUUCUGGGAACAGACAGCCUCAGCCAAUGUCAUAUGUGUUCGCCUUCGACGUCUCUCUAGAAGCGUUUCAAUCCGGUUUCACUCAGGCUGCGUGCACCUUUCUGCUUGAGUUUCUAUAUGGCCGUGAAACCGAGGACGGGCAGAAGAUCGAGCCAUGCUUCCCAGCAGAUUGCAAGAUCUGUAUCAUUUCCUUCGAUCGGACUAUCCACUUCUAUAAUCUCUCACCUCAAGAAGCGGACAAUGCACCCAUGCUUGUGCUACCAGACGUAGACGAUGUCUUUGUACCCUUACGGGAUGGCCUUUUCGCUGACCCACGAGAGUCGCAACGCAUCAUUACCGACCUACUAUCAAACAUGGCCAAUCUCGAAACCCAUGUUCCGGAGCCGGACGCUGCGUUAGGUUCUGCUUUGACCGCUUGCCUCGGAGCUCUCACAGGCCUUGGUGGACAGGUGGUUCUGUUCGCUGGAGUCAUCCCUACUACAGGCAUCGGCGCAUUGCAGCCGGUCGUUGACGAGUCGACAUUGUUUGGCACGGACAAAGAGAAGACGCUCUUCGUCCCUCGUGGAGGGUUUUGGAGAGAUCUAGCUGUACAAUGCACCGAGGAAGGGAUCGGAGUCAAUAUGUUCCUUGGCAUGAGCAGGCCUAUUGAUAUCGCGUCUAUCGGCAUUGUAUCCUCGAUCACCGGUGGAGAGCUCUAUUUCCACCCUCGAUUUGACCCUACGCGUGACAAUGUCGUGAUGCACUCGCAAUUUCGUCGCUUGCUUACCCGCGUGACGGGAUAUUCGUGCUCAAUGCGCGUACGCUGCUCGACAGGAGUACAUGUCACCCAGCAAUAUGGCAACUUCUACGAGAGCCCGUUGGGCGACCUCGAAUCUGGGACGUUGGAUGCCGACAAGGCUAUAUCUGUCGUGAUCGAGCACAACAAAGCGCUAGAAGACACCGCAUUUGCGUUCAUUCAAAGUGCCGUGUUAUAUACCACCGUAUCCGGCCAACGGCGCGUACGCGUGUGUAACCUUGCACUACAAGUAGCAUCGCUCGCUGGCAACGUUUUCCGCUAUGCGGAUCUGGACGCGGUAGCAUGCCACAUGCUGCGCGAAGCUAUUGCGAAGUUGCCUAACCGCACUAUCGCAAAUAUUCACGAGCAAUUGACCGAAAAAUGCGUGUCUAUCUUGCUGGGCUACCGGAAACAUUGUGCAGCAUCUGCACCACCUUCUCAGUUGAUCCUACCAGAAGCGUUGAAAGUGCUCCCUCUAUAUACCUUGGCCGUCAUGAAAACCAAACCGUUGAAGGGCCGUAAUGUCAAUGCGGAUGUGCGCAACUAUCAGGCACACAAACUGAUGGCUAUGGGCGUCCGGAGCACCAUGAAUCAUUUAUACCCGCGGCUGCUUGCUCUGCAUGAUCUUACUGAUGCCAUUGCACUACCGGAGCCGACCAUUGGUCGAAUCCGACUACCGUCCCUCAUGCGCGAUAGCUAUAUUUUCAUGCAGUCGUAUGGGGUCUAUCUCAUAGAUAAUGAGGAGAUGAUGGUGCUUUGGAUUGGUUCGGACGCAUCACCACAGUUGCUGAAGGAUCUGUUAGCUGUGGAGGAUUUCUUCCAGAUCAACUCACAUAUCACAUGCGUUCCAUCUUUGCAGACGCGUCUCUCGACGCAAGUCCGGAAUAUCCUCGCCAAUCGUUACACGCAGCGCGGAUGGACACCAAAGUUCAUGAUCGCACGUCGCGAUAUGGAUGCCGCAGAGAUCGAAUUCAGCGAUAUGUUGGUCGAAGACCAGAACAAUGCUGCGAUGUCAUAUCUAGACUAUCUAUGCCUCGUCCAUAAACAGAUCAACACGGCCCUCACAGGAGGAUCCGUGUCGACUAAUCAUAGUAGCUUCAAAGCAACGCCUUGGUAAUGAAUAUGGAUGUGCUGAUGGACAGAUCGUUGUGACGUCUGUAGACGAAUGAUUAUGCGUCAAUAAUGCGCCGUGCGUGAGGCUGACAUCUGAAUGGAUCAUUGC